CAUGGCGGAGCUGUCGUCUGAAUGGCACCGCACGGAACCGACGGGUCCUAAAACCCGGCUGCGUGGAUGCCGCAGGAGCCAAGGACCAAACCAGCAGGUCGCGCCGGAGUUUGUUUAAUUCAGUCUGGCUGUGUGUCUUCCUCCUUCCCUGGGUCGGCUGGACAUCACAUGAUGUUCACAACAUCCAUCUCAGAGGUGUGCUGACGCCCCGAUUCGCUCCUCUCCUUCCCCGUUGAAUCUGCACCGGCAACCAGAAAAUGAGCUCUCACAGUCGACAAGUGGAUGUGAGCACAGCGGCGCUGCCCUCGCAGGUUUCCCCCACCACCACAGCCAUCCUUCCCAUGGACCUGCGUGUUGUGGACCACUCUCACCUCCGCCACCACCACCACCACCAGCAGCCUCCCUUUGACCUGGUCUCCCAGCCCCACGCCAUACCCGUGCCCUCCGCAGCUUCUCCCGCCUCAUCUGAGGCCGGCCAUGGGAUGGUCAUCAACCAGCAGGAGCAGCACCUGCAGCAAGAACUGGUGGCUCUCAAACACAAACAGCAGCUCCAGAGGCAGCUACUGAUCGCAGAGUUUCAGAGGCAGCAUGAGCAGCUGUCGCGACAACACGAGGCCCAGCUGCAGGACCAUGUUAAGCACCAACAGGACUUAUUGGCGCUCAAGCAUCAAGAAGAGCUGUUGGAGUAUCACAGGAAGAUGGAGCAACAACGUCACGAGCAGCAGCUGGAGAAGCAGCACCGGGAACACAAACUCCAGCAGCUCAAAAACAAGGAGAGGGGGCAAGAGAAUGGCAGGAACAGAAGCGACAGCUGGACGAUGCUUCCUAAAAGUGCAGUGGCCAGUACAGAGGUAAAGAUGCGACUGCAGGAAUUUGUCCUGAACAAGAAGAAAGCCUUGGCUCAGCGAAACCUAAACCACUGUCUGCCCAGUGACCCGCGCUACUGGUAUGGAAAAACACAGCACAGCUCGUUGGACCAGAGCUCGCCCCCCCAAGCUGCACUGUCGGCAUACAACCAUCCAAUGCUGGGCACGUAUGACUCGAAAGACGACUUCCCGCUCCGUAAAACAGCGUCUGAACCCAACUUGAAGCUUCGUUCUCGGCUAAAGCAGAAGGUGACGGAGCGCCGCAGCAGCCCGCUGCUCCGCAGGAAAGAUGGAGCGAUCACCACUGCCAAAAAGCGUUCUCUAGAUGUAGCUGAGUCUGCAUGCAACAGUGCACCCGGUUCAGGCCCCAGUUCCCCCAACAACAGCUCUAGUAACAUCCCCAGUGAGAACGGGAUCCCAGUCUCCAGCAGCCAUGGAGAGGCCUCUCUACUUCAGAGGCUGGCUGCCAGGGAAGGUCCAGUCAGCCAGCUCUCUCUCUACACCUCACCAUCUCUGCCCAACAUUACCUUAGGCCUACCAGCCACAGGCUCUGCCAGCACUGUGGUACCGGGACACCAAGAUGGUGAGAGUCAUCUGGCAUUGCCGGCAUUACAGCAGGGCAUUCCACUGACCCCUUCAUUUCUUCCCACUGCCCACCUGCCUUCCUACUUGGCAUCUACAGCGCUGGACAGGGAGGGGGCAGGAGGGGGUCCAGCUGGUCACAACCCCCUCCUUCAGCACAUGGUUCUACUGGACCAGAGCCACAGUCCAAUGGUGGGUCUGGCUGGCCUGCCGUUGUCUUCGUCCACCGUGUCCAAGCUGGUUCGGGGCCACCGUCCUCUGGGGAGAACCCAGUCGGCCCCCCUGCCUCAGCAGCCGUGCGGACAGACUCAGGCUCUGCAGCAGCUGGUGGUCCAGCAGCAGCAUCAGCAGUUCCUGGAGAAGCACAAACAACUGUUCCAACAGCAGCAGCAGCAUCUCAUCAACAAGAUCAUGUCCAAGCCCGGAGAUCAGGUCUCAGCUGCAGGUCCCAGCGCCUCGGUGCCGGGCAGGCAGCAUCAGAGUCACCCAGAGGAGACAGAGGAGGAGCUCAGGGAACACCAAGGACUUUCCUCAUCCUCGUCGUCAUCUUCCUCCACUUCUGCGCAGGAGACGAGGCUGCCACGGGGAGUCAUCAUCAAGCAGGAACCACCAGAUCCCGAAGAGCAGGAAGACCUGAGGGAGAGGCAGGCCGAGCAGGACUUCCUGUUCACACAGCAGGCGCUGCUGUUGGAGCAACAGCGGAUCCACCAGUUGAGGAACUACCAAGCCUCCAUAGAAGACGGCGGCCCGCCUGUCAGUAUGGCUGCACAUCGCCCUCUGUCCAGGGCGCAGUCAUCUCCAGCCUCUGCCUGCUUUCCUAUGGCAGUCCAGGAGCCAUCCGCGAAGCAUCGAUUUACUACAGGUCUGGUCUAUGACUCUCUGAUGCAGAAGCACCAGUGUGUGUGCGGUAAUGCCACGAUUCAUCCAGAGCACGCUGGCCGUAUUCAGAGUAUCUGGUCACGACUGCAGGAGACGGGCCUCCGGGCGCACUGUGAGUGUAUCCGUGGCAGGAAAGCGUCGCUGGAGGAGUUACAGAGUGUCCACUCCGAAGCCCACGUCUUACUGUAUGGAACGAACCCGUUGCGGCAGAAGCUCGACUGUUCGGUCCAACCCAUGUUUGUGAGGUUACCAUGCGGGGGCAUCGGGGUGGACAGCGACACCAUUUGGAACGAGGUCCACUCGUCCAGUGCAGCUCGUCUGGCCGUGGGCUCCGUGGUGGAGCUGGUCUUCAAGGUGGCAUCAGGAGAGCUGAAGAAUGGCUUUGCUAUCGUUCGACCACCUGGACACCACGCAGAGGAGAGCACACCUAUGGGUUUUUGUUAUUUUAACUCGGUUGCCAUAGCAGCCAAGCUCCUGCAGCAGAGGCUCAAUGUCAGCAAAAUCCUCAUAGUGGACUGGGAUGUUCACCAUGGCAAUGGGACUCAGCAGGCCUUCUACUCCGACCCCAGUGUUCUCUACCUGUCUCUGCAUCGCUAUGACGACGGUAACUUCUUCCCGGGCAGCGGAGCCCCCGAUGAGGUGGGCAGCGGAGCAGGUGCGGGCUUCAAUGUGAACAUGGCCUUCACCGGAGGACUGGAACCUCCCAUGGGGGAUGCAGAGUAUCUAGCUGCAUUUAGAACGGUGGUCAUGCCCAUCGCCAACGAGUUUGCCCCGGACAUGGUUCUGGUGUCCUCUGGCUUCGAUGCUGUAGAUGGACACGCCCCACCUCUUGGAGGAUACAAAGUGUCAGCUAAGUGCUUUGGCUACCUGACCAGGCAGCUGAUGGGCCUGGCAGGCGGCCGCUUGGUGCUUGCCUUGGAGGGGGGUCACGACCUCACAGCUAUAUGUGAUGCCUCGGAAGCCUGCAUCUCUGCUCUGCUUGGAAAUGAGUUGGAGCCCAUUUCUGACGAAGUGCUUCAGCAGAGACCGAAUGCCAACGCCGUGCAGUCUCUCGAGAGAGUCAUCGACUUUCACAGUAAAUACUGGCACUCGCUGCAGCGCUCCACCUCCACACUUGGCCGUUCGCUGAGCGAAGUCCUCCAGCGCGAUGCAGAAGAGGCUGAAACCGUCUCCGCCAUGGCCUUGUUGUCUGUCGCCAACAAGCACAUCGGAAAGAGGGCUGAAGAGGAACCGAUGGAAGAAGAAGCUCAGAUGUAAAGAAAGCAUCCUUUGACUGCUCAGACAAGUCUUCAUUUUUGACCGCGUCCUCAUCCAGUCCGUUGUAAUUUACGGUAGAUUCCCCUCCUGGGUGUUUCCACUGCCGUACCAAAGCGGCACCUUGUCAACGGAGGCAACAAGGAGAGCUGGCAAAUGUCCUCAAAGGUCGCAGCCAGUUGAAGAUGAGCGGCACAUUCAGCAAUCAGCAGUGCACGAGUCAGUCAGGUGACCCUCGCUGCACUUGGUCACGCAGGACAUCCUCCCACGAUGACCCCCUAGUGCCAGUGCUUUUAAUACUCCUGACAAAUGUACUCUCUGAGCGCCGGUGUGAACCACCUGGCGUUCAGCUGCUUUUCAUAUCGUUCAGUUUCUCUUCAUGUUCUCGUCUCCAUCAAAACCACUAGAGCUCUUUGUGAUUGUGAAUCUGCACUGACGAUGGAUUUUUGCUUCUUUGAAAUACGUUAACGGAACAAGCUCAUCGAAUCUUCUGAAUUUUUCCAAGGUUAUUAAAGGUUACGUCUGAGAAACGUCAGCAGGUCUCCAGGAUUCUGAAAUUGACUUUUUUUUUUUAAAUUUGCAUUUGUGCCUUUUUUUCCUCCCCAACCCAAGUGGAUUUUCUGUUACACGUAAAGAACCUCGCCUUAAAAACAGGUUUUCGGAUCCAGGCCCCACAAGCCCUUCUACCCUGAAGGGACAUCAGCUGCCUGUAAUGUUGUUGGCACAUAAACUGGAGGAGCUGGGCAUGUUUACCUGUAACCCCUGCAGCCAGCAGACGGUCUGUCCCCUCCAAGACGCUGUGUUUUCCUCCCACGUUCAGCCCAGACGGUAGUCCCCAAACACGAGCCAGAGAAGCCUCAAAAGGAAAUGGAACGGAUGUUUCUGUGGAUCUCACUGGCAUCAGUUCUUGUCCAUCAAAAGAGAAUUAAGUAGCAUCACUUUCAACAGCAAUGUGCUAAAUGAUUACUCAAGUCACCUUUUGUUGUUUUUUGUUCUUCUUCUUGGACAAUGAUGAAGCCAAAGCACGACAGUGUUCCUCCUCUGCUGUCAAACCACUCAGCUUCACAUCCACGACCGCGACAGUUUCCACUGACAAAUUGGUGUCACUUUUUUCAAAUUAUGAGGGAUGUAAUUGAUCUCAUAUGGCGCAAUUUGUUUAACCCGCCCUCUGUCUCAGACCAAUACGUCUCCGUGGUUACAAGGCGCAUGCCACCUGGGAUUUUCCAGAGGGUGCUCUGGGGCUGCGGCGGCUUUCCCAGCUGCUUGAACAUAUUUAGCACAUCUGUUCUCCAAAUGUAAGGUGCUACAAAGCAGGUGUGCGUCUGUCUGCCCGUGCACAUACAGAAACACAAGCUGUUCUUCACAGAUGUGAAGUAGCUUACACACGUUAAUAGCAGUUAUUUGCUUAAUACCUUCAUUUCUUUUUCCAAUCAGCAACGAUUUACACGAUUUAAACAAAAUUAUCUAUGAAUUUACUGUGACUUCUGUUUCUUUGCGACGUCAUGAGCCCAGAACACUUCCUGUUUUAUUCUCGUCAGCUUAGUUUCAUCUGUUAAUAUAUACCCAUUUUUUACAUUUCAGGCCUGCAACACAUUCCAAAGAGUUGAGACAAUAAAGCUUUUACCACUUUUUUUUAAUGCUGCCAUUACUUCUCACAUCACUUGAAAGGCAUUCAGCCUUUGGUCCAGAGCAAGCGGAGCUCAUUCCUUCCAGAGAUCUGGAACACUGAUUUGGUACACGGUGCAGAUUCUCUACUGUGUGAUGGUCCGGUGCAGAAGCCUCCGAGCCCAGGGACGUCAGUCCCACCUCCGGACAGAGCGGCCUUUUUGGUAAAGUUGUAAGUGACUUGUGAAUGUAGAAAGGCUGUCCCUCAUCCCCGUGGAUGAGUGGGCUACUGGUGCAGAAUCCAUCAGAGAUGUUGGAGAUCUCAUGCUGCCUGCUCCAACCCUGAUGAGCUGAAGUUGCCACAGACUCCAUGAAUGGUUUGGUAUUUUCCACUGUAGAAGGAGAAAUAUGCACGGUUCUUCCAGUCAUCCUUCUACAAAUAUUGUUUUUAAAUUAUUAAACAGUUACCGUAUUUUUUGGACUAUAAGCCGCUACUUUUUUCAUAGGUUUUCAACCAUGCGGCUUAUGUAAAGGGGUGGCUAUUCUGUGGAUUUUUCUUCCACCGCUAGGGGGAGAGCUAACCGGAAUUAGAAUCAAAACUAAGACAAAAUAAAUGCAAAGAAGAAUACACUACUUCUUCUUUAGCAGAUAGAAGUAGGUAGAAGCAGAUUUCAAACAGAUAAAUAGAUAAAUAAAUACUGGUUAUUUUCUCUUGGUUCUGUCCCGUUUUAAUCAAGUUGCUGCCGUGUUAAAAGACACUGUUAGGAAAGGAUCUAUUUAGGUACAAACAUGUACAUCAUUUACAGUUCAAAAUCCUUCUGUACAUGUAGUAAAUAUCUAAUCUAACAACAUAAAUAUAUUUGCGGCUUGCAUAUCUUUUUUUUUUUAAAUAGAGCGGAUGCGGCUUAUAUACAGGUGCGGCUUGUAUAUCUUUUUUUAAAUUAUUUUUUUUUAAAUAGAGCGGGUGCGGCUUAUAGUCCAGAAAAUACGGUAUUUCCUCACAUUUCUGAAAAAACUGGGGACCAUAUCUGCACCUUUUUAGUACCACAUCACCAGCUAACUUCAGCUGUCUGAAAUCAAAUCUUUUUCCAUUUUUGAUUAUUUCGUUUUGCUUAAUUGUCUUCUGACCAAAAUGUUUGUAAUGGGUUGCAGGCCUGAAACAGAACAUUGAAUAUCAAUGAAGUGAUGAUUAAAAGACAAGAAAAGUCUGCAAAUGUAUAAAAAGUUAAUGUAAAUUUAAGGCAUACGGCAAACUCUCUGAAGCCAUCUUUUCAACUUGUGCUCAACCGUCUGGGCGACUACCUUCUACCACCUUUUUUAUGAUGAUCAUACUGAGCAGGAGCUGCAGCGCUGUGGUGUUUACUGUUGUUUACUGUACAUACGACACUGAUCUCCCAGGAUCCCGACACCCGCAGGGAUCACUACUCAUGUUGAUUCCUUUUCCUCUCGUUCUUUCGUCAGGCCUUCAGUGGAGUCUCGCGACUUCCUUUUGUACCUUGCGUUUACUUGUCGACAUGCUGUCCACGCUGUCGUUGUUCACUGAGUGUGAGGGAUCGCUGUUUUCAGUGGUCAGAACAUGAAUCUGUUUCUGGGUUCAGGGUUUUUUCUUGAAUUAAAUUGUUUCUACUUUGUAAAAUAAUUGUGUAUUUACUGUCUGUUCAUAGUAGAUUUAUAUAUGAAACAAAUGAGUAUAUAAAUAUAUAUCUAUAUACAUGAUUAAAUACUUUGCUUUGAAGUUGACUUUGAAAAAUGAACCUUUUCAUGGCUGAAGUGCCGUCGGCCCCGGAGCCACUGAGGGCCCGUUUACUGUCCUGGGUUACAGUGUUUUUACAGCGUGCAAAUGUUUUGCCGCAUGCAGCAUCUUGUGACGAUCUUUGGCUUUAUUUGUCCCGUCGGUACCAGAACACUGUUACAGGAGGUGUGCAGUCGCCCUCUCCUCUGCAAACGGCCUGUCCAUGCACAUAUCUGUACCAUUUCAUAGGUGUUAAUGUCACAGCUGUCGCUGCACCGAGACCAUCACGGUUCCAUUCAUGCGGCAACGCCACGUACCCUUUCUUUCUUGUAGAGGACCAAAACUUUGUUACCAACAUUCAAUUUUCAGUUUAAAAGAAAACUGUAUCUGUCUUAAACAAUAUAGAUCAUUAUAAAUGUCAGCAGCUGCUAGAGUUUUCUUUUAGUAACCUAUACAUUUUGACUGAAUGUAUCCAACGUCUAACAGCAGAAAUGAUGCGCGAUCCUGCGAGUCCCCUGUUUUUGUCGUCUUUUUUUCUCUGAAUUGACCAGAUGGAGUCCAAACUGUGGGCUGUUUCUUACUUGUUUCUUCGUUUUAUGAAUAGAAAGAAGGCGUCAACAUGAAUCCACAUUUGCUGUAAAUAAUGAUCCAUGAACUGAGAAGAUGGGGGAGAGAUGGUUCCUAGGUGGUCUGAGGAAGGCAUCGUUGUUUGUAUUUCUCUGUACAUUCCCUCUUUAUUACACACGUGCACUGCUUUCUCCUUAUUUGUCAUUCUGGGCCUAUUUGUUGUACAUACAGGGGUAUAUACAUUUUGAACAUAAGAACAUGUAACCACGCUGCCUGCACAUCACACCGUGUUGUAUACACUGACAUUUCUGCACAUUUUGAUACACUUGAGGAGGAUUUUCCCAGAAGCUUUGUACAGCGGUGCCAGUUGUGGCUUUCCUAUUGUUAAAUGCUUCAGUUUCUCAAACACAGAGCAGCCAAAGCUACCACAGACUGGCUGCUUACGCAAUCUGUCUUCACAGUUGGUCUUAAAACAAUGUCCAAUUAUCAAAUAGAAGGAGGAGGGAAAAAAACGGACAGAUACAUUCCAUUUUAUUAGAAUUUCCAUUUAUUAGGAGGCAGGAAUGCUUUGAUUUUAACCCAGACUUCACUCCAUUCCUCGUUUCUCUCUGCAUGAUCUUUGUGUCUGCAUGCACUGCCGACCCGUCGUCUGUCUGUCCAUCCGUCCCCUGCCACAUUAUAGCACAAAUGGUGGAGGGGGGGGUUGAGCACUGAAGGACAUUUGUACUUUCACUGUUUCCAGACCAUCAUAUCUCUUCUGCUGCGCUUUUAUUCAUGAUGAGGAGGAGUUUGGGUGCUGUCCAUGUUGUGUUUUUAUCUGCAGCAUAUGGAUUCCUCUAGCCUGGUGGAUAUAAGUUCAAUAUUUUAGAAAACAAAAGUAGACAAUGUAACUAGCACAGAUGGUAGAGUUUAUUGUAUUUAUGUAGAAAAGCCUGUUGUGUCAGUGGAGCGCUUUGUCAAGUGCAGCAACAGGAUGGGCAUCGCUUUAAUUCCGGGCGGAUGUGACUUUGGAGGAACUUUUUUGGGAACUUUGGGAACAUUUUGUCCUUUUGUCACAUCUGGACUUUUCCAAGGGCUCCACCCAGAUGCCUGGGCAUUAUUACGGUUGUCCAUUCCAGUAAAUAAGCCAGUUAUCCCUUUGACCACUGUGGUUCAAAAACACUUCUAGGUUUACAUACGUAUAAAAUGCAUAUUCUGUUUUGUUUUUAGUUAUGUUUUUGACUUGUUCUGCCAUUGUUACAGAAAUAGUAAAUUUUUCUCGGGAAACCUUUGCUCUAACAUAUUGUCUUUGACAUGUACAAUAUAAAGUAUUGU
Molecule: messenger RNA, 8799 nt
Organism: Cololabis saira (Pacific saury)
Lineage: Eukaryota; Metazoa; Chordata; Actinopteri; Beloniformes; Belonidae
Gene: hdac4
Product: histone deacetylase 4
Exons: 28
Coding region: 258-3584 (1108 amino acids)
Biological process (GO): chromatin organization; negative regulation of transcription by RNA polymerase II
Cellular component (GO): histone deacetylase complex
Molecular function (GO): histone deacetylase activity
Source: RefSeq, a predicted model, not a curated record